This is a messenger RNA of Oryza brachyantha (malo sina), 333 nucleotides long. RefSeq names its product PHD finger-like domain-containing protein 5A. Gene Ontology annotation, biological process: mRNA splicing, via spliceosome. Lineage: Eukaryota; Viridiplantae; Streptophyta; Magnoliopsida; Poales; Poaceae. Bases 1 to 333 code for a protein of 110 amino acids. Gene Ontology annotation, cellular component: U2 snRNP; U12-type spliceosomal complex; catalytic step 2 spliceosome. The transcript has a single exon. The record is from RefSeq and is a predicted model, not a curated record.
AUGGCAAAGCAUCAUCCUGAUCUCAUCAUGUGCAGAAAGCAGCCUGGCAUUGCUAUUGGUCGUUUGUGUGAGAAAUGUGAUGGCAAGUGUGUCAUAUGUGACUCCUAUGUGCGCCCAUGUACACUUGUCCGAGUCUGUGAUGAGUGCAACUAUGGCUCAUUCCAGGGCAGGUGUGUCAUCUGUGGAGGGGUCGGCAUCUCAGAUGCCUACUACUGCAAGGAGUGCACUCAGCAAGAGAAGGACCGAGAUGGAUGUCCCAAGAUUGUCAAUCUUGGAAGUGCCAAAACCGAUCUCUUCUAUGAACGGAAGAAGUAUGGUUUUAAGAAAAGAUGA